AUGCAAAGUUUAUCGCAUCGCGAUGAAACGCCAGAUCGUUAUCAAUCACGAGAAAUUAUUGAUACAACUGGAAAUAAAUCGGGUCUAUUAGCAAAAUUAACUGAUGCUAAAAGAACAUUAUUUGGACGUAGUCAAAUACCCGAAGCCUUCUUCAAUUCUCAUGUACAAAAUAAAGCUAUUUUGUCCUAUAUCUUAUCUGAACCACAACCUCAAUUGAAUAUUAUACAAGAAUUUGAGAAAAAUGGAUCACAAUUAAAUGCAAUUACUGAAGAUGGAAAUAAUCCACUACAUCUAUUAGCAUGUGCUGAUUCACAAUCGUCCGAACGUAUUAAUAUUGUUCAAUAUUUAAUUACAAAAGGAUGUGAUCCUAGUAGACAAAAUGAUCAUGGUUGGACAGCUGCACAUUAUGCACUGGCUGCAAGAAACACAGAUGUGGUGAUAUAUCUUUUAAAAAUAAUGAUCGACGUUACAGUACACUCAUCUGAAGCACAUUUUGAUUAUCCUAGUCAAACACAAUUGAUUCAUACAGCUGCACGUAAAAAUGACAGUGUACUAAUUCGUAUACUAAUUAAAACUUAUAAAGUUCGUGCAAAUGUAUUUGAUGAAGAUGGUUGUUCUCGUUUACACAUUAGUUGUUAUGAAGAUAAUGUAGAUGCUUAA
Molecule: messenger RNA, 660 nt
Organism: Didymodactylos carnosus
Lineage: Eukaryota; Metazoa; Rotifera; Eurotatoria; Philodinida; Philodinidae
Source: the annotation of a GenBank genome assembly